This is a messenger RNA of Acomys russatus (golden spiny mouse), 456 nucleotides long. It is a transcript of the gene Otos, whose product is annotated as otospiralin. The transcript has 3 exons. The record is from RefSeq and is a predicted model, not a curated record. The coding region runs from base 8 to 295 and encodes 95 amino acids. Gene Ontology annotation, biological process: sensory perception of sound. Lineage: Eukaryota; Metazoa; Chordata; Mammalia; Rodentia; Muridae.
UGUGGUGAUGUACACCUUGGUGAGGAUGCAGGCCUGUGUGUUGUGGUGGCUGGCCCUUGGCAUCAUGCUGUGGAUUCCUGCAGGAGCCAAGCCAAUGCCAGAGGAAGCAGAUCCCUACACACAGCCACCAGCCAUGCCCUACUGGCCUUUCUCCACUUCCGACUUCUGGAACUACGUGCAGUAUUUCCAGACCCAGGGUGCCUACCCACAGAUUGAGGACAUGGCCAGAACCUUCUUCGCACACUUCCCCCUGGGAAGUACCCUGGGAUUCCAUGUCCCCUACCAGGAGGACUGAGCAGUGUCCAAUCUGCCGCCUACCUAGCUGCACUGGGUGAAGCCUAAGGUGGUCCAGAGACACAGUGGUGGGCAAGGGGGUGGGCCUCGUGCUCAAUAAACUCCCUCUGAAGAUGCAUGACACCCCUGUGCAUUUCUUUCAAGGAGCCUGUGUGCGCUGUA